Molecule: messenger RNA, 2385 nt
Organism: Octopus bimaculoides (California two-spot octopus)
Lineage: Eukaryota; Metazoa; Mollusca; Cephalopoda; Octopoda; Octopodidae
Product: EF-hand domain-containing family member C2
Biological process (GO): regulation of neuron projection development
Cellular component (GO): microtubule
Source: RefSeq, a predicted model, not a curated record
CACUUCGAGCGACUACAUGGAGGCUUCCUUAUUGUUUUUCAGAGCCAGUUCAGCUCUGAAUGAGUAGCAUUAACUAUGACCAAAGGCGUUCCAGCUAUGAGUAUCUCAUCCUUUUAUCGGGAAGACCAAAUUCCACAAGCCGCAGUCGUUCCAAGUAAUUAAGAAUGAGCUCUAUUACACUGGUGACACAAAGCCAGGCAUCGGAGGCGAACCUCACCCACAGCAGGAGGUCCCACCUGUACGCACCGAACUGUGUUUUGCCAAGCAAUCAAACAUGCCAGCGUGGGUUGCUUUUGAUCGACAGGUGCUCAGUUUUAAUGCUUACUAUCAAGAGUCCGUUCAGGAACUAAAAGAAGAGACGUAUCGUAUUCACGAGUGCAUGAUCUAUUACCAUCUUGAAGAUGAUACCAUUGAAGUAUUCAAUAUUAAAAGAAAGAACAGUAGACUCAACCAAGGUACAAUUAUUCGCAGACAUCGCAUCCCAAAGCCAUCACCACACGCCAGCGAGUUCUAUUCUUUAGAAGACUUGAACAUCGGAGUGGAAAUCAACUUCUAUGGCAAAGUUUUCAAGAUUGUUAACUGUGACCACUUCACUUAUAAGUUCUUGUACAAGUCUGGUGUGAAGAUCCCAAAUCCAGGCCAUAUACCAGAAGAUCCAUACACAAAAUUUCGCAAAACUUUAGAGGAGGAACAGCUGCCAUUACGUCCAUACAAGAGAAUCGACACUCUGAAACAGUUUUUGGAACACGACACCCAUGUCCUUCGUUUCUUUUGUGUCUGGGAUGAUACAGCAAGUGAUUUCGGCGUGGUCCAUAAUUGCACCUUGUUCUAUUUCUUAGCUGAUGACACCAUAGAAAUCCGGGAGGUCUUUUCUCCAAACAGUGGCAAUGACAUGUCCCCUAUAUUAGUGAAACGAGGCAAACUGCCAAAGGGAGAAAACUAUGUCCACUUUCCAGGAAAGGUGUGUGACCGCACUCUACUGAAUGUUUUUGGAUCCCUGCACAAAGAAGGUCGAUACAUUUAUGAUGGUUUACAGACAGGGGAAGUAACAAUUCCUUACUAUGGAGCUGGAGAUUUGCAAUUUGGAAACAUCAUCAGUGUUUAUGGGCGUCCCUUUAAGCUCUGUGAUUGUGAUGAGUUCACUAAGAAUUUCUACAGAACAAAAUAUGGAAUUGUUGAUUUUACUCCGAUUAAAGAAAAAGAAACUCUCAUUGAGCCAAUACAGUAUACUUGUCCCCCAUAUAAUGGUUUUGGCAACGAAGAGGAGACCCUUCAAAACUGCAACAAGAUUGUCAUACAGUCAAGACCAGCAAACUUUAUGCAGUUUCUGAAAUAUGACAAGGAUGGUUUGGACCGUCGUGUGUUGUGUUUCCUAGCCAAAAUGUUAACAAAGGAAUGCAGUGUUUCUGAGCAAGAUUUCAUCAUCAAUUACUAUUUGGCAGAUGAUACGAUUCAAAUUACUUUGAAGGGUGAAACAAAUUCAGGUGUGAAGACUGGGAUAUUUCUCGGACGAGCUCGAGUCAAGUUACCUAAUCAGCAAAAAUUCAAUAUAGAACCCACAAAAUAUUACUGUGCCAAGGACUUCAACAUCGGAGCUGUCGUGGAGCUGAAUCAUUAUGUCUAUCGAAUCAUCGAUGCUGAUGAGAACACUUUCAAAUACAUGGAGACUCAUCCAGAGGAGUUUCCACAGGCAGACAUCAGAAAAAUAGUACAGAAACUCAAAGACUCAGUGAAGGUGGGAGAGGAACAGCUGACAAAGCAGUUCCUGUUUCGAGAUCCAGGGAGCUCAGACUAUGUGACGUUCCAAGAUAUGAUUGACAUCCUGUGUAAGUGUGCACCGGGCAACCUCAGCGAACACGAACUCAUCACGAUUGGUCGAUUCUUUAAAUACGAGGAGCCUUCGCUGGACAAGUGUCCGGAGUUGGUCAUCAUGUUGACCCAAGAGCAGCUGAGAAAGGCUGGGUUUGAAGACAUGAAAGACCUGCUUAAAAGCUGUCUUCAUGAAGACCGGGACCGAACUGGUAAAAUUCCUGCUACUAGUUUAAGAUGUAUCAUGUUGUCUCAUAAUAUUCCACUGAAAAAAUAUUUAUUGGAGGAACUUAUUGAGAAGUUCCCUAAAGAUGAUAAUGGAAAGAUAUUUUAUGAUGAGCUUCUCAAAUGUAUUGACUGGCAGGAAAGGCCUCAAGCAAUUCAGGUUACCCAACUGGUUGACCCAUCUCUGUUGAAGAGCCCUUCGUCUAAAGUUGUUAUAGAAAAAAUCAACUACCGAACAUUGCUGAGUAACAUGUACCCACCAAAUCAUGACGUCUGUGAUCUGCAAUGUAAUGAAAAAACUCAGGAAGCCACACAACCACAAUCGAAUUAAAGAAGAUUUCUUUUCUUAAA